This is a messenger RNA of Oncorhynchus kisutch (coho salmon), 3406 nucleotides long. Its product is annotated as mitochondrial Rho GTPase 1-A-like. The record is from RefSeq and is a predicted model, not a curated record. The transcript has 18 exons. Gene Ontology annotation, biological process: small GTPase-mediated signal transduction; mitochondrion organization. NCBI's taxonomy places the organism in Eukaryota, Metazoa, Chordata, Actinopteri, Salmoniformes, Salmonidae. The coding region runs from base 313 to 2106 and encodes 597 amino acids. Gene Ontology annotation, cellular component: mitochondrial outer membrane. Gene Ontology annotation, molecular function: GTPase activity; calcium ion binding; GTP binding.
AAAUGUCAACCUCAGCAGCUACGCUUUAUGUCUGAGAGGUUAACUCUUUCAAAGAACCCGUUUGGUAAUAUCAUUCAGUGCAGGGCAUUUACUACGAAGUUAACUCUUUCAAAGGACCCGUUUGGUAAUAUCAUUCAGUGCAGGGCAUUUACUACGAACGCAACGUCAGUUUGGUUUAUGUUGGUGAAGCUCAACUGGGAAAAUGUAAACGUAAGCCAGGCCACAUAGCGGAACGUGGCUGUAUUAAACCACACGAGAACAUAAAUGAUUUCAUGAACGCAUUUGCAGAUUUGGUCUUCAGCAGUGGUGAAGAUGCGGAAGGACGUCAGAAUAUUACUGGUGGGAGAGCAUAAGUGGAUUUGUUUUGCCAAGGUGGGGAAGACUUCCCUGAUCAUGUCGCUGGUCAGCGAGGAGUUCCCACAGGUGGUGCCCUACCGGGCUGUAAAGAUCACCAUACCGGCAGACGUCACCCCAGAGAGAGUUCCUACACACAUAGUAGACUACUCAGAGGUGGAACAAACAGAUGAGCAGUUGUCUUCAGAGAUAUCAAAGGCCAAUGUGAUUUGCAUAGUGUACAACAAGAAGUCCAUUGAGAAGGUGACCAGCCAUUGGAUUCCACUUAUAAAUGACAACACAGACAAGGACAGCAGGGUUCCUGUCAUCCUGGUCGGGAACAAGUCUGACCUGGUGGAACACAGCUGCAUGGAGACCAUCCUGCCCGUCAUGAACCAGUACACUGAGAUAGAGACAUGUGUGGAGUGUUCAGCAAAGAACCUAAAGAACAUAUCUGAGUUGUUUUACUACGCCCAAAAUGCUGUCCUGCACCCCACUGGCCCUUUAUACUGUCCAGAGGAGAAACGGGUAAAGAGGUUCCUGUUCCUCCACACCCUCUUCAUCCAGAGGGGGAGACAUGAGACCACCUGGACGGUCCUCAGGAGGUUCGGCUACGACGACGACCUGGAACUCCACCAGGACUACCUGUUCUCACUCACGUUGAAAAUACCUCCAGACUGCACCACCGAGCUGAAUCACAAUGCCUACCUCUUCCUCCAGAGUGUCUUCGACAAACAUGACAAGGACCGGGACUGUGCCCUGUCCCCAGAGGAGCUGAAGGACCUGUUUGACGUGUUCCCUUACAUGCCCUGGGGUCCCGACGUCAACAACACGGUGUGCACCAACGACAAAGGCUGGAUCACCUACCAGGGCUACCUGUCCCAGUGGACGUUGACCACCUACCUGGAUGUCCAGCGCUGCCUGGAGUACCUGGGUUACCUUGGUUACUCCAUCAUCUCUGAGCAGGAGUCCCAGGCAGCGGCCAUCACAGUGACGAGGGACAAGAAGAUUGACCUGCAGAAGAAGCAGACCCAGCGCAGUGUGUUCCGCUGUAACGUCUUCGGGGACAGCGGCAGUGGCAAGAGUGGCAUCCUGCAAGCCUUCCUCGGAAGAAACCUCACGCGUCAAAACAUCAUUAGCGAAGAGCAUAUGUCCUACUAUGAUAUCAGCACUGCAUAUGUGUAUGGUCAGGAGAAAUACCUACUGCUCCACGAGGUCUUCCCAGACUUUGACGUCCUCUCGGACGCUGACCAGGCUUGUGACAUUGUGUGUCUGGCGUACGACGCCAGCAACCCCCACUCGUUCGAGUACUGCGCCAGAGUCUUCAAGCAAUACUUCAUGGACACCAAGACGCCGUGCAUGAUGAUCGCAGCCAAGUCGGACCUCCAGGAGACCAAACAGCUAUACGCCCUCACCCCUCUGGAGUUCUGUAGGAAGCACAAGAUGCCCCCUCCACAGGCCUUCACCUGCAACACGGCAGACGAACCCUGCAAAGACAUCUACACCAAACUCACCACCAUGGCCAUGCACCCUCAUGCUCGGCUGCGCUGUAUGUGUACCUGUAACAGGUGCACCUUCUGCCACCUGCAGAACUUCAUCAACUCAGAGCUGGUGCAGACAGUGAAGGCCAAGCUCUACACCGCCAUUCUCAGCAGACAUGUGACACAGGCUGACCUGAAGAGCUCCACCUUCUGGUUGAGAGUGAGCGUGGGAGCCACCGUGUUUGCCGUGCUGGGCUUCGCCAUGUACAGAGUGCUGCUCAAACAACGGUGAUCCAAUGCAAACCCAACCUUUGCGAGACUUGUACCCAAAUAUUUUUGUGCUGUUUUGCCAACUACUAUGGUGUAUGGAGUGAAUCCUAGCUUCCAGAUAAGUAGAAUUUACACUUAGUCUCCCAUUGACAUCAAUACAUGACUAAGUGAAAAUUCAACUUAAGUGCAAGUUCUGGAUCUGCCCCAUAGGCAAUAGGAGAUGGCAGGACAGCACAGACAGAUCUGGGACCAGGCUAAACCUGGCACCCUCUCCCAAUAAAUAUCUCUCUAAGAUCAUAAAAGAUCCAGUAUGUCCCCCAUGUGAUGAGGGGGGAAAAAAGCAAACAUCAUUUAGUUUUAUACCUAGAGAUUUCACAAGAAAAUGACUGCUAUUGUUCUUUAUUUUGGCUUCUGCACGUCUGUACUCAAAAGUAUAUCAUAUUUAUAUUGAAAAUGUGAUUAUAUAACUACUACUGAUGAAGCUAGUGAUUUCUUCUCUUUGUGCAAAAUAUCAAUUUCUUUUGGUUACCUGUGUGGAUUGAAAUGGGAAAACAAUUCCAUCUUAAGCAGUUGAAGUAAGGGUAGUGAAAUGAGUAUGCAAAAUAACCAAUACCAUACACAAAAAUAUAUGCUUUAAAACAAGCACUGAAACAAUGUGGAAAUAAUGUAUAUAUAUAACUGCUUGUAUAUUUGUUUUCCCUUGAACAAACGGGACAUUAUGAAGUUCAAAUGCUGACUCUAUAAUGGCACAACAAAGCCACAUUCAAUGCUAUAAAGGCAUUAGCUUUCCAUCAUGUAUUUAGUAUUUUCAAAAUGUUCUCAAACCAGUUCAGUAAAGGCUGUUCUACUGUUAUUAAAAUGUUGUUCUUUAGUUUGCCGUCCAGGGUCAGAAGCUCAGUGGCACACUUACAAAUUUGUAAGGCUGAAUCAGCCCAUAUUCAAUCAAUGGAUGUUCCGUAUGGGAUGAUACUUUUUGGGUGUCUGUGCCUUACCCCUAGAACUCAGUAAGGCAGAAGUAGCCUCUGUAGCCCACCCAUGGCUUCCUGUAUGGGUAUGGACCACCCAGGUGGUGUGUGUGUUGGGCAUGGAUGUCAAGUCAAAUUGUGUGUGCUUGCUAUGUGUGUAUGUGAGGCUGUACAGUUAUUGUAUUUGCAUGCUUUGCUUUUUCUGAUCAUCCUCCAAUAUUAUAAUAUCAAAUAUACUGUUUUUAUGAAGCCAACAUUCUUCUCAAUGGUGUUAUUCCAAUUAUCCAAAUGUUAUCCAGCACCCCCAACUCCCAGAACAUUAGGACAAUUGUGUUUCACGUUUGCCUUUCCAAUGUU